Molecule: messenger RNA, 414 nt
Organism: Trichoderma virens Gv29-8
Lineage: Eukaryota; Fungi; Ascomycota; Sordariomycetes; Hypocreales; Hypocreaceae
Exons: 2
Coding region: 1-414 (137 amino acids)
Source: RefSeq, a predicted model, not a curated record
AUGACAAGCGGCCCUCCAUCCAAUGAGAGCAUGAGUACUCCAAUAACCAUCUAUAAGAAGCUAACCAGCACCUCAUUCAAGCCUCCCUGCCGCAACUCCCCUGGGCCACUCGGUGCACAAGCACAGGGGCAACUGAUUUCAAGAACGGGAAAUAGCCAACGGGGCAAUUUCCAGCCGCCGAGCUGGAGUGGGCACAAUGGGCCAAGUCCAAAGUGGUCUUUUGCUCUCGAACAAUGGCUGAAGGAGUCGAGACGAGAUGGCCCGUUUAACGCUGUGGCGUCAGCUAAGCCUGGCUCCCCUGGUUCGGACCAAGCCGAUAGCGCUGCUCCAGCUUUAAGCGGCAGGGUUAGCGUGAAGCGUUAUGCUGGCACUUCGGCUGGGCUCCUGGACGCGGAUAAAGCACCUGGUCUCUAG